ACAUGCUCCAUGUUGCUUCUGGAAAGCCACAGACCUCAUUGGCAUAUUAAACGCUCUGAGAAAGUCCUGCAGUAAAGAGCUUUAUUUCCUUUUGAUAACUGUUGCCUCAAAUUGAUUUUUCAGACUGCCUGCUAGCAUUUCAUUAACACUCUUGUAGGGAAAUGUGACCUAAACCAAUCCUCAUUUUGCACACAGAUAAACUGCAUCCUAGAGGUAUGGGUCACAGAGGAGGUUAACCCACACACAGAGUUGGAAAAGACUGUAGCAAUAUGACUCAUUCCAAAAGAGGUUCUGUGGGCUCCACACCACCCUGCACCCUCUUACCUGCCAUCCCAGCUGUGUGUUUCUCCAGAGCCCUGCAGUAUGGAGCCAGUUAACAGGACAGAGGUCUCUGAGUUCUUUCUGAAAGGGUUUUCUGGCUACCCAGCCCUGGAGCACCUGCUCUUCCCUCUGUGUUCAGUCAUGUACCUGGUAACCCUGCUGGGAAACACAGCCAUUGUGGCAGUGAGUGUGCUGGAUGCCCGCCUGCACACGCCCAUGUACUUCUUCCUGGGCAACCUCUCUGUCCUGGACAUCUGCUACACGUCCACCUUUGUACCCCUGAUGCUGGUCCACCUCCUAUCGGUCCGGAAGACCAUCUCCUUCAUUGGCUGUGCAAUUCAGAUGUGCCUGAGCCUGUCCACAGGCUCUACAGAGUGCGUGCUGCUUGCCAUCAUGGCCUACGAUCGCUACCUGGCCAUUUGCCGGCCACUCAGGUACUCUGUGCUCAUGAGCCACCAGCUCUGCUUGCUGCUGGCAGGAGCCGCGUGGGUCCUCUGUCUCCUCAAGUCAGUGACGGAGACAGUCAUCACCAUGAGGCUGCCCUUCUGUGGCCACCAUGUGGUCAGUCACUUCACCUGUGAGAUCCUGGCCGUGCUGAAGCUGGCGUGUGGAGACACAUCAGUCAGUGAGGUCCUCCUGCUGGCGUGGGCCAUUCUGCUGCUGCCCGUGCCCCUGGCUUUCAUCUGCCUGUCCUAUACACUUAUCCUGGCCACCAUCCUGAGGGUGCCCUCAGCUGCUGGGCACCACAAAGCCUUCUCCACCUGCUCGGCGCACCUGGCUGUGGUGCUGCUUUUCUACGGCACCAUUAUCUUCAUGUACAUGAAGCCCAAGAGCAAAGAGGCCCACAUCUCUGAUGAGGUCUUCACAGUCCUCUACGCCGUGGUCACGCCCAUGCUGAACCCUCUCAUCUACAGCCUGAGGAACAAGGAGGUGAAGGAGGCUGCCAGGAAGGUGUGGGGCAGGAGACAGACCUCCAAGCAGGGGAGGCAGGGGCUCUGCAGGUCAGAAGCCUCCCCAUGCCUACAGUGA
Molecule: messenger RNA, 1350 nt
Organism: Manis pentadactyla (Chinese pangolin)
Lineage: Eukaryota; Metazoa; Chordata; Mammalia; Pholidota; Manidae
Product: olfactory receptor 13J1
Exons: 1
Coding region: 364-1350 (328 amino acids)
Biological process (GO): G protein-coupled receptor signaling pathway
Cellular component (GO): membrane
Molecular function (GO): olfactory receptor activity; G protein-coupled receptor activity
Source: RefSeq, a predicted model, not a curated record